Molecule: messenger RNA, 1194 nt
Organism: Colias croceus (clouded yellow)
Lineage: Eukaryota; Metazoa; Arthropoda; Insecta; Lepidoptera; Pieridae
Product: parkin coregulated gene protein homolog
Exons: 4
Coding region: 101-871 (256 amino acids)
Molecular function (GO): Hsp90 protein binding; Hsp70 protein binding
Source: RefSeq, a predicted model, not a curated record
CGUGAGCAAAUUUACUUUCUUAUUUUAUUACUCGUGUCAACAUUUUAGAUAUUAUCCGAUUUGGUGUAUCAUGUUUUAAUACGUAUAUUGUGCUAUCGAAAUGGUAUUGUUGCCGCCGUGCGUGCCUGAGCUUUGCGGGAAGGAUUUCCGGCAUUCGUUGAAGAAGCCGAGUCCAAAUUAUCCGUAUGGGCACAAGAAGAGAGUGCGGGUCGUGCCCGCGUUCACGAUUCAAGCUAUGCAGAAGAACACUAAGGUUGUGCCGCCUCCAAAAUGCGGCGUGUUCGACCCGCUGCCGGCGAGACCGACAAUGUUCAGGAGAUGUUAUCAAAGGGGCGAAUUUCCCGUCUCUAUUGAGUUCACUAGUAGCGGAAAGCGUCUCCAAUGGAAGGUGCCUAUCGAAAAAUUGGAUUUCCAUCACUAUCUGCCAAUGUUUUUCGACGGUCUAGCAGAAGGCACAUAUCCGUUUAAUUUUAUCGUCGAGAAGGGCAUUCACGAUCUGGUGACGAAAGGAUCUUACAAAAUACUCCCGGUUGUUCCUCAGCUUAUUAUACCUAUUAAAAAUGCGCUAGCGACGAAGCGACCCACGGUCCUGUGUCACGCGCUCAAGUGUAUCCAGAUGUUGGUGACAGGCAGCGACCGCGUGGGGGAAGCCCUAGUGCCGUAUUACAGGCAGAUACUGCCAGUACUCAAUCUGUUCAAGGAUAGGAACCGUAACAUGGGCUCAGGCAUAGACCAUACAUCAUCUCGAGGGGAGAACGUAGCUGACCUGAUCGAAGAGACUCUACAAAUAUUGGAGCGCUAUGGAGGACCUGAUGCCUUCAUUAAUAUCAAAUACAUGAUCCCUACUUAUGAAUCUUGCGUACUGAAUUAGAUGCUAUUGUCCAUUGAAUUUGUUUUGGAAUUCUAUAGGGAUACGAGUUUAAGGGGGUGAUAAUUAUUUUUACAGAUUUUCACCUAUUAAAUACGAGUUACUUUGAUUAUAGUAUAUGAAUCUUUGUUUAUAAUGUUAAUGCUACUGCAAUACUAUGAAAUGCAAAUUUCAAUAAAUUAAUUAGAUACCCAAAUUAGCUUUAUUAAAGUUAAGAAACGUUAAUAGUUUCUUAACGCUUCUAGUCACUGAAAAACAAAAUAUUUUCGAAAUUAAAAUUGUAGAGAAGUAAAUGUUUUUUGUCAAGUCCAAGUCUUCAAUUAAAA